CUACAUCGCGACCCUAGGUACAAUGGUGGUCGCAUGCUUCCAGCUAGCUUCGACAAGCAGCGUCACAUACCCACAGACUUUCCUCAUGGACUGACAAUACACUUCCACAAUAGAGUACCUCUUGGGCAACGCAGGGCCAUGCACCUGGCGAUAGUCAACCACGCUUCCAAGUACCUACCUGACGCCACUCAUGCCCAUUCCAACGGAGCCAAAGACCCACGCACUAGUUCAUUUUGAACCUUCCAAUCCAUCAGGCUAUACAAGCACAGGCAGAUUUUACAGCGGCCGAACCCACGUCUACAUGCAAGAAGGCACGAAGUACAAGAGCUUGAAGAAGCACAUAGGUUGGGUUCACGCUCAGGACCCGGGCGAAGACGCGCUCAUCGGGACGACUCGUGAUGUGCAUGCUAUGAUGCAAGAGAGCAAGCGACAGCGCAGGAUUUCGACAUCCUCGCAUGACUCCGAUUCUUCUUUACGCUCUCAUCCUCUUGAGCCAAAGAAGACGCCAGAAGACAUACCAGUUGCAUCGCCUUCGAGUCAUUUUAUGCCGCCGCCUUCACGCUCCGCUGUUGCCUCUAACACACUUCCAUCGUCAGUAGAACAGGCCAAGUCGGGCUCGGCAUCUUCUAUCAUGCCUCCUUCAGCACAUACCUCUUCGCCAGAGCGCAAUGUGCUCGGAGGUUGGCCUAGCUCGCCUCAGCACAGUCCAGCUUCGCAAGACUUUUGGAACGCGCUCCUGGACUCGCCCACUCACAAUGAUCGCUAUCUUUAGGCGACUCGGGGUGACGCCACUCGCUCGCUUCGAUCAGCGUUGGCAACUCAGCUACAAGACGCUAACCCUGCCUUCGAUGCGCAUUGAGUACACACUUAUGACUACCGAGUCCUCGCUUGCUCACCGUCAUUCGGACAAAGCAAU
This is a messenger RNA of Ceraceosorus guamensis, 916 nucleotides long. RefSeq lists its product as hypothetical. Bases 191 to 772 code for a protein of 193 amino acids. Lineage: Eukaryota; Fungi; Basidiomycota; Exobasidiomycetes; Ceraceosorales; Ceraceosoraceae. The transcript has 2 exons. The record is from RefSeq and is a predicted model, not a curated record.